AUGCCACGCCAACCUCCACGACGCGCGCCUCCAGCUCCCGCUACACCAUCGUUCGCAGAMCCCCCGCCAGUCAUAGCUCGCCCGCCCGUAGUAACCACACCUGUUUUCGCAACACCCCAGGACUUCCAGCGAGAUGAAGUCUUACCACCUAAUAUGCCUGCAUGGCAAAUACCGCCACCACAACAGCAACAACCGCGGAGGUUCAAUCAGCCCGCACCCACUAUGUCGGAGCCACUAGAGGACAGUGACAUCGAGAAUGAUCCGGUCGACGAUGAUAGGGUGAGGGCGAUUGAUUUCGAUGCAUUGGAUGAUGACGAUGGCGAAGACGAUGAUGAGGAUCUGGACGAUGAACUAGAUGAUGAAGAUGUAGAAGGGGAGGAUGACGAAAAUGAAGAGAUGCACGAACGACGAAAAUCGCCAUCUCCUCUACCUCCCGACCUCCGCGAAAUCUCUUCUCUAGCAUCAUGGACCGUCUCAACACACAAACCUGGCUGCGGCGUCGCAGCCCUCCGCAACCCGUCACCACAACAAUUCUGGCAAUCCGACGGCCCUCAACCACACACUUUGACACUCCACUUUUUCAAAGUCGUGGCUAUAGUCAAGAUCCGCGUAUACCUCGACUUUGAUCUUGAUGAAAGCUAUACGCCUACUAAGAUGAUGUUUUUUGCGGGUAUGGGAGGGAAUGAUCUCGUUCAGUUUGCGACGUGGGAGGAUGAUACGCCGGCCGGGUGGGUCAAUAUUCCUCUUACUGGGGUUGGGGGAAAGAUUAGGAGGAGAAGGAAGAGUCGUUCUAUGGGGAGUAGUAGCAGUCGACGACGGACAGGUAACGAUGGGGAUCUAUACGACGAUUCACUCGAUGAAGAAGGAGAGGAUGACCCAGAUGACCCUUAUGCGGGCAAUGUCCUGAGGGCAAUGGUUGUCCAAGUCCGUGUUUGCGAGAAUCAUCAGAAUGGCAAGGAUACGCAUGUCCGAGGCUUUCAGGUGUUUGCGCACGAUGACGAUCGGCGGCGUAUAGCGGCUGUAAAGGCAACGGCAGGGGCUGCGAAUGCAGGACAGCAGGGACAUAAUCGACGCAAGUCUGUGCAGGGUGAUUCCCAGGAUGGAUUUGGUGGUGCUGAGGAUGAGGAAACUAAGGGUAAACGUCACGGUUUGGAUGAGCCGGAUUGGAUGGGCGAGCCUGUUAUUCGAUAG
Messenger RNA from Talaromyces amestolkiae, 1191 nucleotides. RefSeq lists its product as uncharacterized. NCBI's taxonomy places the organism in Eukaryota, Fungi, Ascomycota, Eurotiomycetes, Eurotiales, Trichocomaceae. The record is from RefSeq and is a predicted model, not a curated record. Gene Ontology annotation, biological process: protein K11-linked ubiquitination; anaphase-promoting complex-dependent catabolic process. Gene Ontology annotation, cellular component: anaphase-promoting complex. The transcript is spliced from 2 exons. Bases 1 to 1191 code for a protein of 396 amino acids.